Centruroides sculpturatus (bark scorpion) is the source of this 5536-nucleotide messenger RNA. RefSeq names its product multidrug resistance-associated protein 4-like. NCBI's taxonomy places the organism in Eukaryota, Metazoa, Arthropoda, Arachnida, Scorpiones, Buthidae. Bases 27 to 5168 code for a protein of 1713 amino acids. Gene Ontology annotation, cellular component: membrane. The transcript is spliced from 26 exons. Gene Ontology annotation, biological process: transmembrane transport. The record is from RefSeq and is a predicted model, not a curated record. Gene Ontology annotation, molecular function: ABC-type transporter activity; ATP hydrolysis activity; ATP binding.
CUCUGGAAAAAUCAAAUGUGGGACAAAUGGUAAAUCUUCUAGCUAAUGACGUCGGCAAAUUCCAGAACAAAGUUUUCUCUAUUGCAUCUUUAUUUACAUCGCCUUUCUUUAUCAUUUUUUCAAUACUGAUGUUAUGGCAAUAUUAUGGAUGGACUAUUUUAAUGGGAUAUUUGGUAGUAUUUCUCUUUGUUCCUAUGCAAUUUGCUUUGAGUAAAGUAUAUUCAAAAUUAAGAUUACAAGCAGCUAUUUUGGCAGACGAAAGAUUGAAUUUGUUGAACGAGAUGAUUGCUGAUAUGAAAUUAAUUAAAAUGUACACCUGGGAAUUGCCAUAUGCUGCAUUAAUAGAAAAAACCAGGCUGAAAGAAAUAAAAACAAUUCGAAUGUUUUUAUAUUUAAGCGGAAUAUCACACAUAUUGGCGUAUCCUAUAUCAAAAUUAUUUAUUCUUCUGUCAUUUGUCGCAAUUUUAUUAAAUGGAGAAGAAUUAAAUGCCAAAAUUGUGUUCGUCACAAUGGUUUAUUCCCUGUACAUUUUCGUCAGCAUUAUUAGUCAUUUUUCUCAUGGAAUGAGUUUUGUUGCAGAAAUAUUGGUUUCAUUGAAGAGGAUACAGGGUUUCCUACUCCUUCAUGAAAAAGAGAAUAAUGCUGUCAAAACUGUAGAAGAAAAAGAUAAUUUAAAGGAAAUACGCAUGGAUACUGUCAUGGCUGCAUGGAAAAAAGCAACCGAACCAACGUUGAAUGGGAUAUCUUUAAAAAUGCAACCUGGAGAAUUAUUACUUGUUGUCGGUCACGUUGGAUCAGGAAAGACGUCUUUACUAAUGUCCUUGUUGGGAGAGAUUCCAAUUACUUCUGGUGAAGUGUCCGUGAAAGGAAAGAUCUCGUAUGCUUCUCAAGAAGCUUGGGUAUUCAACGCAACUGUCAGAGAAAAUAUCUUGUUCGGAGAAGAAUAUCACGAAGAGAAAUAUAGAAAAGUCUUGCAUAUUACUGCAUUAGAAAAGGAUAUUAGAUUAUUUCCUAAAGGAGAUCUGACAAUUGUAGGAGAACGAGGUGUGAUGAUGAGCGGUGGGCAAAAGGCGAGAAUUAAUUUAGCAAGAGCAGUAUAUGUGGAUGCCGAUAUUUUCCUCCUGGAUGAUCCACUGAGUGCCGUUGAUGUUCCAGUAGCAAAACAUAUAUUCGAAAAAUGUAUAAUGGAAUAUCUGAAAGACAAGAUUUGCAUUCUCGUUACGCAUCAAAUACAAUUUCUAAAUUCUGCAAGUAAAAUUUUAGUGUUAAAGAAGGGAGAAUGUGAAUUCAUUGGAAAUUUCAAUGUAUCGGAAAAUUUAGAAAUGCUUACAGGAAUUUUGCCAAAGGAAGAAGUCGCUACAAAGAGCAUGGAUUUAGAGACUGCGGUUUUCAAUGAUGAGGAAAUGAUCGGAAUCACUCAAUCUGAAGUAAAUGAUCACAUUGAAGACAGUCACCACGGCAAUGCGGAAACUGAAAAUAACAAAAUACCACGCGACAAUGAAGGUGUUAAGAAACCAGGAAUUUCAGUCUAUAAAGCAUACGUGAAUGCCGGAGCAGGACUUUUCUUCAAAAUCGUUAUUUUAUCCGCGCUAAUUAUAUCGCAAUCCGUUACUAGUGCCAGCGACUACUGGCUAAUCAAAUGGCUGCAAGAUAUUAGAAUCUAUAGCCAAAACGAAGACAAUCUGGAAAAUAUGACAUUUAAUAAAAGUUUUUUUAACGAAAUUAAAAACAAUAGUUUUUAUUAUAGUAAAUAUUUCGACAUGUAUGUUUAUGUAGGAUUGAUAUGUGCUGUAUUUCUAACGUCGUUACCUUCCGGAUUAUUGUUAUGGAAAUUUUUUACAGCUGCUUCUUUCAAGCUUCACAACAAUAUGUUUCGUUGUAUCAUUCGAACUCCGAUAGCAUUUUUGGAUAACAAUCCCAUUGGAUUGAUAUGUGCUGUAUUUCUAACGUCGUUACCUUCCGGAUUAUUGUUAUGGAAAUUUUUUACAGCUGCUUCUUUCAAGCUUCACAACAAUAUGUUUCGUUGUAUCAUUCGAACUCCGAUAGCAUUUUUGGAUAACAAUCCCAUUGGAUUGGACGAAUAUGUUCCUUGUUUUGAAGCAUGGAAAAUAAUUGGAAAGACACAUCUAUUCCUAAAGGACAUCAACCACGCCAUCAGCCUCAUAAAUAUCAAAAAGGCGCCUGGGAUAGACCAUGUCACCGGCAGGAUGGUCAACGAAGCCUUCUCUGCCAUUCCUACUACCUUCACCACUCUUUGCAAUCGUUGCCUGGCCUUGGGAUACUUCCCCAGAGACUGGAAAAUAGCUUCCAUAAAAUUUAUUAACAAGCGGCCUAAUGACGCUCCGCACUAUGCCAAAGACUACAGGCUAAUAAGCCUGUUGCCAAUCAUGGGUAAGGUACUGGAUAGGCUUCUCUUUACCAGGAUUCUCAACUUCCUGAGGAGGAAAAAUGCCCUCAGUCCCCACCAACACGGCUUCACACCAGGGAAAUCAAUGAUUACAGCCUUAUCUGCAAUUACUGAUCACAUCAAACGUGCCAAAAAGGACGGCAGGCAUAUGCUACUUGUUUCCAUCGACUUCCGUAGGGCGUUCGAUAACCUCUGGUGGCCGGCUAUUCUUCGGCAACUCCAAAUUCAUCACUGCCCAAGGAAUCUUUUCUGCCUCAUAAGGAGUUUCAUCAGUGAAAGGAAAGCAGGGUUCUUUCACAAUAACAUCAGCUACAUCCAUGAGGUUACAAAGGGUUGCCCACAGGGUUCUAUCGCCGGGCCCGGCCUUUGGACAAUUGUCCACAGUGAUCUCCUUGCAAGCAUAAACAACAACACGACUAAUAACUACUUCUUACAAGGCUAUGCUGAUGACACCGUGGCUGUGGUCUCAGAUAAAAACAGCGAUAGACUCCCAAUCCUGAUCAAUGACCUACUAGCCAAGAUCUCAAACUGGAGUUCAAGCAGUAAGCUUCCUAUUAACUACUCGAAGUGCUCAUUCAUCAUCUUUCCAAAGAAUACCCCACUUCAGAGGACCCCUCGCAUCGUAAUUGACAGUGUCCGCAUCUCUCGGGUAAAAAAACUAACUUACCUUGGCGUGAAACUUGAUCAACAGCUACAGUGGACCAGCCACGUGGAUAUGGUGGUUGCCAAAGCAACUAAGGCAUCGAACGCACUUAUCAGCAUUGCUCGUAAUACCUGGGGCAUAGGCUAUAAUGCAGCCAAGAAUAUCUACCUAGGGGCUAUAGAACCUAUCCUUCUUUACACAUCCCCCAUCUGGGCCGAUGCCACCACCAAAGUUCAUAUACAACGCAAUCUCCUUAAAACCCAAAGAGUGGCUGCUCUCCGUAUUUGUAGAGCCUACCGGACUGCUCCCACUGCUGCCCUGCUGGUGAUUGCUGGAAUCACCCCAGUUCACAUUAAAGCCAGAAUGAUUCUCAGAAACUGGAAUACCAACAACCUCUUCAGUAACUGCCACCCUCUCAACAAUGAUAAAAAUAAAAGUAUUCUUUCUGACCUUCCUACCCACAUAAAAGAAGACAUUCUAUCUUUUGGAAUUGAAAUGAAAGACAUUCAACUUAAUAUUCUCCAAGACUACCCGAUCAUAAACAGUGACUCCCAGACAUCCAAUGAAUCUGACUUCUCCAUCUACACGGACGGAAAAAGCAAGGACGACAUCAACGUGGGGGCGGUUUUUGUUCUAUAUGACCACCAUAAUGGAAAAAUCUUAAAUCGAUUUUCCAAAGAUGUUGGUAGCAUGGAUGAUUUGAUUCCUUUCUUUACUUAUUUUCUAGUAAGGGGAGGCUCGAUUCUAGUUGGCAUGUGUGUUCUUCAAGCAAUCGUCUGUCCUUAUUUACUUGUAUUAAUUGCUGUCCUUUCAAUAAUAUUUUACGCUUUGUGGACAAUUUUCAGCCGAGUGUUAAAAAGCAUAAAACAUCUGGAAGGAAAAUUGAGAAGUCCAGUAUUUUCUCAUCUGAGUGUAUCUCUUUACGGACUAACAACAAUUAGAGCAUUUAAUGCUGAAAGCAAAUUUAAAUCUAUGUUUAAUAAGUAUCAGGAUAAGCACACUGCAACGUGGUUUCUUUACGUGGCUUUAAAUCGAUGGAUUGCCAUAUAUGGUCAUGUAAUUUGUUUCAUAAAUCUAAUUAUCACUGUUAUCGUUUUAGGUGUUUCAAAUAAUACAGAUGACGCAGGAAGCCAAAUUGGACUUGUAUUGAAUUAUGGAAUACUAAUAAUAGUACAUUUUCAACAUAUUAUUGGAUUUACAUCUGAAGUGGAAUUUCAGAUGAACUCUGUAAAACGCAUUCUGAAAUACAGCAAUUUGAAAUCGGAAGCAUCCUACGAAAGCUUGCCUAACAAACGGCCACCAUCUGAUUGGCCAGAAAGAGGAGAAAUUCAUUUUGAUAAUGUUUCUUUGCAAUACUCCAAGGAUAAAAAUAUUGCGUUAAAGAACUUAACAUUUCAUAUCCGCUCCGGAGAAAAGAUAGGAAUUGUUGGGAGAACAGGAGCGGGAAAGAGUUCUAUAAUUGCUUCGUUAUUUCGCAUGACAGAGCCAACAGGAACGAUAACCAUCGAUAAUGUUGACAUUAAAGAUAUUGGACUUCGAGAUCUUCGUAGUAAAAUAUCCAUCAUUCCGCAAGAUCCUAUGUUAUUUACCGGGCCACUUCGAAGAAACAUGGAUCCUUUUAAUGAAUAUUCUGAAGAAAUGCUGUGGAAAGCCAUAGAGGAGGUACAAUUAAAAGAAGUUAUUAGUAAAUUACCUGGAGGAUUGGAUUCGCAUUUAACGGAAGGAGGGCGAAAUUUCAGCGUGGGGGAAAGACAGUUAAUUUGUCUUGCUAGAACCAUUCUUCGCCAGAAUAAAAUUCUUGUUAUGGACGAAGCAACGUCCAAUAUCGAUAAAAGAACCGAUUCCUGUCUACAGAAAAUAAUUCGAGAAAAAUUCAAAUCUUGUACGGUGUUGACAAUAGCCCACAGAUUACAUACAAUUAUCGAUUCGGAUAGAGUUCUGGUAUUAGAUACAGGAAGAGUACAAGACUUUGACUCGCCGUAUGCAUUACUGAAGAACGUAAAUGGUAUAUUUUAUAAUUUGGUAAAGAAGACGGGAGUAACUUCAAUGAAUGAGUUAUACGAAAUUGCCAAGGUUAAAUACUACGAUAAAGAAAAGGUAGAGCAAACAAAACUAUAAAACAAUGAAUUUUAUUCUAUGUAUAGACUGUGAGGAUCUGGUGUUAUGAUUUUUUUUGUUUAAAUUACUUUUUAGAGUGGUAUUUCCACACAUCACAUAACAUAUAAAAUUGUAAAAAUCUAAACAUUUGUUAGUAUAUGCAAAUUUUACGGUUUAAUUUAUACAUGCUGAUCUUUUAUUGAGAUGCCAUCAGCAGUUUUUUAAAAUAAUAUAGUGAGAAAUGUUUACAAUAGUUUAAGUUCAGAAAAGAAGUGAAUUUUAAUAUAUAAAACAACAGAAAAAAAUUUAAUUGAUAUAAUUAAAACAAAUUUCGUGUACUACUUUAAUCAGAACAAUCUUAGCCAAGAAUAUAAUUCCAAUUGUAUGUA